GGAGGUUAGAGUUAGAAUUAGAAUAUCUUCAACGGGACGUUUAAGUAAAUAACACGUCAGCGCUAAUCUUCGUGAUUAUGAAAAGAAAAAGAAAAAGAAAAACGGGCGUUUUCGUCCAUACAGCGGCCUCCAAUUUGCGUGAUACGCGUCCGUAAAGAGGCCAUUAUUCUAUCGCCAUAGCCGACCUCUCUCCUCCCUUAAAUCUCCCAUCGCCCCCCCAAACCCAUACUCCUGCCUCAACCCCCUCCCGAUCUCUCUCUAAUUCCAUUUCCUCUCUCUACACCCUUGAAUUUGCCGAUCAAUUUCUGUUCUUGUGGCCGGGAAAAUGGCACAGAAGACGGAGAAAGAGGAGACGGAGUUCAAGGUCGUGCCGGAGACCAUCACGCCGUGCGCGAACAACUGCGGCGUCACCGGCAAUCCUGCCACCAACAACAUGUGCCAAAAGUGCUUCGCCGCAACCGCCCUCUCCACGUCCAGCUCCGUCUCGGGCUCCUCGGUGGCGAUUCCGCUCAAGUUCGCCGAGAAGCCCCCCAGAUCUACCUUCCGGCGGUCGUCCCCUGCGAGGUUGGUCCCAGAUCUGAACAAACAGGCCCCGCCGGAGAAGACCGAUGAGAGAGGCGACGACGUCUCAGCAUCUCCUGCCAGGAGAGAGGUUAAUCGUUGCUCCGGCUGCCGGAGGAAGGUCGGUUUGACCGGGUUCCGCUGCCGGUGCGGAGAGCUGUUCUGCGGGGAGCACCGGUACUCCGACCGACACGAUUGCAGUUACGACUACAAAGCCGCCGGCCGAGAUGCCAUCGCGAAGGAGAAUCCUGUGGUUAGAGCUGCGAAAAUCUUCAAACUUUGAAGGAUCCACGUUUGUACUGGAAAUGAAAUCGGAUUCGGGAGGCAACUAGAGAUCGGACGGAGAUCUCAUCGAUCUCUGCGUCCCUCUGCAGCUCUAGCGUGAUAGAUGAUGAUUCCCACAAAAGUGAUCGAGGAAAUUCGUAAUUAAUUGUAUGUGAUCAUAAAAAUCUCGCUUUCCCGAAGGUUUAUGCAUGGAUAAUUAAUCUUGUUUCAGAAUUCACUUGAUUUUUUUACAUUUCCCGGUUGAAUGAUAGUUUAAGAAUUAAUUAUUGCACCACGAAUUCGAAUUAAUUUUAAUAGCAAUGAUUCUGGUGAAGAA
Cuscuta epithymum is the source of this 1162-nucleotide messenger RNA. The record is from the annotation of a GenBank genome assembly. Lineage: Eukaryota; Viridiplantae; Streptophyta; Magnoliopsida; Solanales; Convolvulaceae.